This is a messenger RNA of Ilex paraguariensis (yerba mate), 2458 nucleotides long. Lineage: Eukaryota; Viridiplantae; Streptophyta; Magnoliopsida; Aquifoliales; Aquifoliaceae. The record is from the annotation of a GenBank genome assembly.
GUAUGAAGCAAAGUUUAUCAAGAAAAUUGUUAAAGAGCUUGGAGAUAAAAUAAGUCAUACACCCUUUCAUAUUGACCCAUACCUAAUUGGAAUGCACACUCGAGCCAAACACAUAAAUUCGUGGUUACAAAAUGGGUCAAGCAAAGCUGAAAUUGUUGUGAUUUUGGGGAAAGGGGGCAUAGGAAAGACCACUGUAGCAAAAUUUGUUUACAACUCAAAUUUUCAGAGAUUUGAAGGUGGGAGCUUUCUUGCAAUUAGAGAAAAUUUAGAACCAUCUCGUGCCCUAGUUGAUUUACAAAGGAAACUUAUUUCUGAUGUGUUAAAUCGAAAAAUGGAACAUAUAUGGAGUAUUGAUGUAGGUAUUAGUAUGAUCAAAGAGGCCAUAGGCAGUAAAAAAGUCUUGCUUGUUUUCGAUGAUGUAUAUCAAGUGGAACAAGUGAAUGCAUUGAUUGGAAAGCGACAUUGGUUUUUUCCAGGGAGUAAAAUCAUCAUAACAACUAGGCACAAGUGGUUGGUAAAGGGUUGUGAAAUCUAUAUGGGGCAUACAAUGGAAAAGUUGAAUUACGAUGAAUCGCUUAAGCUCUUUAGCUUGCAUGCAUUUGGACAAGAGCAUCCAAUUGAAGAUUAUACAAAUCUCUCAAAAAUUCUAGUACACUCCUGCGAUGGUCUUCCAUUAGCUCUUAAAGUUUUGGGAUCUUUUUUCUUAGGAAAAAGGGAUGAUCUAUGCAAAAGUGAAUUAGAUAAACUUGAAGCAAUUCUUAAAAGUGCAUCAGAUAAACAUGAAGCAAUUCCUAACAGUGUAUCACAGAGCCCAGUUAGAAGUGGAAGCCCUCCUAUGGUUUCGCGGAGAAGCAGAAGCAUCAGUAGAAGUCCAGUUAGAAGUGGAAGCAGCGAUGGAAGCAGAAGUCCAGUGACAGGCAAGAGAGCAAAAAACAUUAACCAGAGCCCAGUGAGAGGCCACUAUCAAAGAAGCUUUAGCAGGAGUCCCAUAUCAUCCCCCCCUUGGAGGAGCCUUAGCCGGAGCACACCUAGAACCUCAUCAAGAAAGUCAUCCAGGAAAUUAGUGAGUAGAAGCCCUAUGAGACCAUCUCGAAGAAGCAUAAGAAGACAUCAUAUUAGAUUAUCUCAAAGAAGCAUAAGCAGAAGCACUGUUAGAUCAUCUCGAAGAAGCAUAAGCAGAAGCUCUGGUAAUGGCCCUUCUAGGAGCCCAAAACGGAGUGUGAGGAAGAGUGCAAGUGUCAGUGGAAGCCCAUCAAUGGUUUCGCGGAGAAGCAGAAGCAUCAGCAGAAGUCCAGUUAGAAGUGGAAACAAAAGUAGAAGUGGGAGCAGAAGUGGAAGCAGAAAUGGAAACAAAAGUAGAAGUGGAAGCAAAAGUGGAAACAGAAGUAGAAGUGGGAGUAGAAGUGGAAGCAGAAGUAGAAGUGGAAGUAGAAGUUCAGUGAAUGGCAAGAGAGGAAAAAACAUCAACCUGAGCCCAGUGAGAGGCCACCGUCAAAGAAGCUUUAGCAGGAGUCCCAUAUCAUCCCCCCUUCGGGGGAGCCUUAGCCUAAGUGCACCUAGAACCUCAUCAAGAAAGUCAUCCCAAAAAUUAGUGAGCAAAAGCCCAAUGAGACCAUCUCGAAGAAGAAUAGGAAGACGACAUAUUAGAUUAUCUCGAAGAAGCAUAAGCAGAAUCCCUAUUAGAUCAUCUCAAAGAAGCAUAAGCAGAAGCUCUGGUAGGGCCCCUUCUAGGAGCCCCAAACAGAGUGUGAGCAAGAGUGCAAGUGUCAGUGGAAGCCCUUCUAUGGUUUUGCGGAGAAGCAGAAGCAUCAGCAGAAGUCCAGUUAGAAGUGGAAGCAGAAGUGGGAGCAAACGUGGAAGCAGAAGUAGAAACAGAAGUGGAAACAGAAGUAGAAGUGGAAGCAAAAGUGGAAACAUAAGAAGAAGUGGGAGCAAAAGUGGAAGCACAAGCAGAAGUGGAAGCAGAAGUAGAAGAGGAAGCAGAGGUGGAAGCAGAUGUGGAAGCAGAAGUAUAGUGAGGGAUAAGAGAGGAAAAAACAUCAACCUGAGCCUAGUGAAAGGCUACCGUCAAAAAAGCUUUAGCAGGAGUCCCACAUCAUCCCCCCCUCGGAGGAGCCUUAGCCGGAGCGCACCUGGAACCUCAUCAAGAAAGUCAUCUUGGAAAUUAGUGAGCAGAAGCCCAAUAAGACCAUCUCGAAGAAGCAUAAGCAGAAGCUCUGGUAGGGCCCCUUCUAGGAGCCCCAAACGGAGUGUGAGCAAGAGUGCAAGUGUCAAUGGAAGCCCUCCUAUGGUUUUGCAGAGAAACAUCAGCAUCAACAGAAGUCCAGUUAGAAAUGGAAGCAGAAGUGGGGAUAGAAGUAGACGUGGGAGCAGAAGUGGAAGUAGAAGUAGAAGAGGAAGCACACACUACAACAAAAAGCAUUUUUUGCAACGUUUUUUUUUUUGCGACAAUUUUUAA